GGCGUGCCCGGGACGGGGCGGGGGCGGGGCGCGGGCUCCUCCCCGCGGCCGGCGGGCGCGGCGCGGCGUCCUCGCGGCGCCUGGGCUCGGGCGGCUGCCGGCUGGCGCUCAGUGGCGCUCAGUGGCGCUCAGCGGCGCGGAGCCGGGCGGCGGCGGCAGGAUGAACAGCAUCAAGAACGUGCCGGCGCGGGUGCUGAGCCGCAGGCCGGGCCACAGCCUGGAGGCCGAGCGCGAGCAGUUCGACAAGACCCAGGCCAUCAGCAUCAGCAAAGCCAUCAACAGCCAGGAGGCCCCCGUGAAGGAGAAGCAUGCACGGCGCAUCAUUCUGGGCACGCACCAUGAGAAGGGGGCCUUCACCUUCUGGUCCUACGCCAUCGGGCUGCCGCUGCCCAGCAGCUCCAUCCUCAGCUGGAAGUUCUGCCACGUCCUGCACAAGGUCCUGCGGGACGGGCACCCCAACGUGCUGCACGACUGCCAGCGGUACCGGAGCAACAUCCGCGAGGUCGGAGACCUGUGGGGGCAUCUGCACGACCGGUACGGACAGCUGGUGAGCGUCUACACCAAGCUGCUGCUGACCAAGAUCUCCUUCCACCUCAAGCACCCCCAGUUCCCUGCGAGCCUGGAGGUGACAGAUGAGGUGUUGGAGAAGGCGGCUGGCUCCGACGUCAACAACAUCUUCCAGCUCACCGUGGAGAUGUUUGAUUACAUGGACUGUGAGCUGAAGCUUUCUGAGUCAGUUUUCCGGCAGCUCAACACAGCCAUCGCCGUGUCCCAGAUGUCCUCGGGCCAGUGCCGCCUGGCCCCGCUCAUCCAGGUCACCCAGGACUGCAGCCACCUGUACCACUACACGGUGAAGCUGCUGUUCAAGCUGCACUCCUGUCUCCCGGCGGACACCCUGCAAGGCCACAGGGACCGGUUCCACGAGCAGUUUCACAGCCUCAGGAACUUCUUCCGACGAGCCUCCGACAUGCUCUACUUCAAGCGGCUCAUCCAGAUCCCCCGGCUGCCCGAGGGACCCCCCAACUUCCUACGGGCCUCCGCCCUGGCCGAGCACAUCAAGCCUGUGGUGGUGAUCCCAGAGGAGACCCCGGAGGACGAGGAGCCGGAGAACCUCAUCGAGAUCAGCACCGGGCCCCCGGCCGGAGAGCCAGCGGUGGUGGCUGACCUCUUUGAUCAGACGUUUGGACCCCCCAAUGGCUCCUUGCAGGACGACAGGGACCUCCAGAUCGAGAACCUGAAGAGGGAGGUGGAGACGCUCCGCAGCGAGCUGGAGAAGAUCAAGCUGGAGGCCCAGCGCUACAUUGCGCAGCUGAAGGGCCAGGUGAACGCGCUGGAGGCCGAGCUGGAGGAGCAGCGGAAGCAGAAACAGAAGGCCCUGGUGGACAACGAGCAGCUCCGCCACGAGCUGGCCCAGCUGAGGGCGGCGCAGCUGGAGGGCGAGCGGAGCCAGAGCCUGCGCGAGGAGGCCGAGAGGAAGGCCAGUGCCACGGAGGCGCGCUACAACAAGCUGAAGGAGAAGCACAGCGAGCUCAUCAGCACGCACGCGGAGCUGCUCCGGAAGAAUGCAGACACAGCCAAGCAGCUGACGGUGACGCAGCAGAGCCAGGAGGAGGUGGCACGGGUGAAGGAGCAGCUGGCCUUCCAGAUGGAGCAGGUGAAACGGGAGUCCGAGCUGAAGCUGGAGGAGCAGAGCGACCAGCUGGAGAAGCUCAAGAGGGAGCUGGAGGCCAAGGCUGGGGAGCUGGCCCGCGUGCAGGAGGUCCUGAGCCACACCGAGCAGAGCGGGUCGGAGCUGAGCUCGCGGCUGGAGGUGCUGCGCGCAGAGAAGGACACGCUGAGUGGGGCCGUGCAGCAGCGCCAGGCCGACCUGCUGGCGGCCCAGAGCCUGGUGCGCGAGAGGGAGGCGGCGCUGAGCCAGGAGCAGCAGCGCGGCUCCCGCGAGCGGGGCGAGCUCCAGGCGAGGCUGGCGGAGAAGGAGUUGCAGGAGCAGGGGCUGCGGCAGAAGCUGCUGGACGAGCAGUUUGCAGUGCUGAGGGGCGCUGCGGCCGAGGCGGAGGCCAUCCUGCGGGACGCCGUGAGCAAGCUGGAUGACCCCUUGCACCUGCGCUGCACCAGCUCUCCAGACUACCUGGUGAGCAGGGCCCAGGCUGCCCUGGACUCCGUGAGUGCCCUGGAGGAGGGCCACGCCCAGUACCUCACCUCCUUGGCAGAUGCCUCCUCCCUGGUGGCAGCCCUGACCCGGUUUUCCCACCUGGCUGCGGACACCAUCGUCAAUGGCAUUGCCACCUCCCACCUGGCCCCCACCGACCUUGCUGACCGCCUGAUUGACACAUGCAGGGAGUGCGGGGCCCGGGCGCUGGAGCUUGUGGGGCAGCUGCAGGACCAGCAGGCUCUGCGGCGGGCACAGCUGGGCCUGUUACGAGCUCCACUGCAGGGCAUCCUUCGGCUGGGCCAGGAGCUAAAGCCCAAGAGCCUGGAUGUGCGGCAGGAGGAGCUGGGGGCCAUGGUGGACAAGGAGAUGGCAGCCACGUCUGCGGCCAUUGAAGAUGCUGUGCGAAGGAUCGAGGACAUGAUGAACCAGGCCCGCCACGCCAGCUCGGGGGUGAAGCUGGAAGUGAAUGAGAGGAUCCUCAACUCCUGCACGGACUUCAUGAAGGCGAUCCGGCUGCUGGUGAUGACGUCCACCAGCCUGCAGAAGGAAAUCGUGGAGAGCGGCAGGGGGGCAGCCACGCAGCAGGAAUUCUAUGCCAAGAACUCACGCUGGACCGAAGGCCUCAUCUCAGCCUCCAAGGCAGUGGGCUGGGGAGCCACACAGCUGGUGGAGUCGGCUGACAGGGUGGUGCUUCACACGGGCAAGUACGAAGAGCUCAUUGUCUGCUCCCAUGAGAUUGCGGCCAGCACUGCCCAGCUGGUGGCGGCCUCCAAGGUAAAGGCCGACAAGCACAGCCCCCACCUGAGCCGCCUGCAGGAAUGCUCCCGCGCCGUCAACGAGAGGGCUGCCGCCGUGGUGGCCUCGACCAAGUCAGGCCAGGAGCAGAUUGAAGACAAAGACACCAUGGACUUCUCUGGCCUGUCCCUCGUCAAGCUCAAGAAGCAGGAGAUGGAGACUCAGGUGCGCGUCCUAGAGCUAGAGACAACACUGGAGGCCGAGCGCAUGCGGCUUGGGGAGCUGCGGAAGCGGCACUACGCGCUGGCUGGGGCGGGGGCAAUACCCACCGAGGAGUCUGGCCAGCCCAGCGCCACCCCUCGGAGUGUGACCACCAAGAAGCCACCCCUGGCCCAGAAGCCCAGCGUGGUCCCCAGACAGGAACACCAGCUCGACAAAAAGGAUGGCAUCUACCAGGCUCAACUCGUGAACUACUAGGUCCCCCAGGGGUCCAGCAGGGCGGCUGGUGGACAGGCCUGGGUGCCCAGUGGCCUCGCCCCUGCAGCUGGGUCAGUGUCCUCAAGGCCCCUGGCCCUCACUGCGCCUCAUGGGGCCUGGGUCGUGCAGAUGGUUCUUCUGGAUUCGAGUCUAUUUAUCUGCAAAACGAGCUUGGGAGAGCAGCCGGGACCCAGGAGGCCUGAGCCACAACUCUUCAGGAAAUAUACGGAACAUUUUUAAUAUUCUGAGUUAGAGCUUUUCUUCCAAGUUUAUAGUCAGCACACUGGGAAACAGGGCUACUGGAGGGGCCCCCUGCCUUCUGGCCUUGCUAAGACCUGUCUGUGGCCGCCUUGGGGCACUGAUUCCACAAGGCCCUCAUGGCCUCAGCAGAUGAGGGGCUGGAGGGGUGCUGCCCACUCCUCGGGCUGGCCCUAGAGCAUCCCUGCUGCAAGCCCCUCCGGAGGUCGGAGGCUGGAAGGGGCUGCUGUCUGGGGAGCAAGGCCGUGAGGUGGCAGGUGCCCGCGCUUGCAGGCAGCCCUGCCCAGGUGCUGCCUUCCCUCCCAGAGUUUCCACGUCCGGCUGGAAUCUGCAGCCGCCCUCCGUUUCCUGUUUCCCCUUUCCCUGGCCUGGCUGGCCCUGCCCUGCGUCCCCCAGCUCAGCCUGAAAAAGCCCAGAAACCCAUCAGGGCGGUCUGGGGCUGGGGAGGGCUGGCCUGGCUUUGCUUGCCGCUGUCCAACUUGAACGAAAGUGUCCCCUGAGCCCGAGGGGAGUGGCUGCAGGGGUGGGGACCAGGCUGGGAGGGCAGAGCCAGCACUAGGCUGGACAAGCACGCUGCCCUCCCACUCCCAGCCCUGUGCA
This is a messenger RNA of Lemur catta (Ring-tailed lemur), 4222 nucleotides long. RefSeq names its product huntingtin interacting protein 1 related (gene HIP1R). The record is from RefSeq and is a predicted model, not a curated record. Bases 161 to 3364 code for a protein of 1067 amino acids. NCBI's taxonomy places the organism in Eukaryota, Metazoa, Chordata, Mammalia, Primates, Lemuridae. Gene Ontology annotation, biological process: actin filament organization; endocytosis; clathrin coat assembly. Gene Ontology annotation, cellular component: actin cortical patch; clathrin-coated vesicle. The transcript is spliced from 32 exons. Gene Ontology annotation, molecular function: phosphatidylinositol-3,4-bisphosphate binding; actin filament binding; clathrin-cargo adaptor activity.